Messenger RNA from Thlaspi arvense, 741 nucleotides. The record is from the annotation of a GenBank genome assembly. Lineage: Eukaryota; Viridiplantae; Streptophyta; Magnoliopsida; Brassicales; Brassicaceae.
AUGUUGUCGUCCAAGGGAUGCUAUAGGCCGGCAAGACUGACCAGGCCGGAUUCCAUAACUAUUUUGAUCAAUCAUGGAAUUAGCUCUGCAAUGGUGGAGAAGGUGAAACAAGAGAUUGAAGACCUCUUUAAUCUCCCAAUGGAGGAGAAAAAGGAGCUGUGGCAAGAGCCAGGUGGUACACAGGGAUUUGGGCAGCUCUUUGUGGUGUCUAAAGAACAAAAGCUUGAUUGGGCUGACCUCUUUUACUUGCUAAUCCAUCCAACUCAGUUAAGAAAUCCCAAAUUAUUCUCCAAGCUCCCGAUUUCUUUCAGGGAAACCAUGCUAGCGUCCUUGGAUGAAAUUGCAAGUAUUGCCAUGCUUAGAGCAGAGGAAAGGGAGUUGAUGGAAGGAGGAUUAAUGCAAGCUUUGAGGAUAAACUACUACCCUCCAUGUCCAAAACCAGAGCUUGUGCUAGGAGUCACCCCUCACUCCGAUGGCAGCCUACUCACCAUCGUCCUCCAACUUAAUCAAGUGGAUGGCCUCCAGAUCAAGAAGGAUGGAAUGUGGAUUCCUAUUAGGCCUCUUCCUAGUGCUUUUGUGGUUAAUGUUGGAGAUAGCUUGGAGAUUCUGAGUAACGGAAUUUACAAGAGUAUCCAGCAUCGAGCAGUAGUAAACUCGGAGAAAGAGAGGAUCUCAGUCGCAGCAUUUCACAGCCCAAAGUUUGAAGGGAGUUGGGACCAGCACCAAGCCUUGUCACCCUGA